UCGGUCAUAUCAAGUGGAUACGAAACUCACCGGCAACUAAUUCUAUUCACAUUUUAUUUGGACAGCCAACAAAAUGCAGUGCGAACCGGAGGAGUCGCAAUCAUUUCAAAUGCAAGCGUUGGAAAUACCGGAUCUGGGCAAGGAUUUUGAUCCAAAGAAGCCGCCAGUCAAUGGCGAGGAAUAUUUAAUGCACAUGUUGUAUGAACGCAAACGAUGCCCAGUAGUAGUAACAAAACGAUCAGACAAAAUCACAAAUGAGUCUGCAGCGAGCUCAUGCAGUGGCAUCCAGGGAACACCAAGCCCACCGCCAUCGCCAAUGAAAUGCCUCUUUCCCACGCCAGAAUGGCAGCAAACGCAAAGCUCUAGUUUCAAGGAAGCACGCUCACGCAUCAGUGCUAUACGCCGCGAACUGAAGGUGCAUAAGUACGACGAGUCCAUUGAACCACCACUUACCACAGACAUCGAACAGUGGCUGCAUUUCUGUCGUGACCAAGAGCCUUUGCUCAGUACACUUUUGCGUCUCAGCCAAAGUGACUUGGAGCUGCUACUAGAAAUGCAAAGCCAUUGGCUAAAAAAUGAUCCGCAAAAAAAUACGGAACCUUCUACCUCUGCGUCCACCUCUAUCGCUUUGCAUGGCUCCGACGCUUGGCUAGCUCGUUGGCUUUAUGCCACACUAGCCACAUUACAUAUGCCUUUAGAGCCAAACGUGUACAGUACCUUGCGCUCUGUAGCACGCGCAUGUCUGGAGCUGCGAAAUCAACUACAACCCGAGGAAGAGCACUAUGCCACUCCAUACAAUCUCAUUAUCACCAUUAUUGUCAAUGUGUUCGGUCAAGCUGACUUAGCCGCCUAUUUAUGAAACAAUUAUAGUUGUAAAAUAAGUUAA
This is a messenger RNA of Scaptodrosophila lebanonensis, 886 nucleotides long. It is a transcript of the gene Gem2, whose product is annotated as protein Gemin2. The record is from RefSeq and is a predicted model, not a curated record. Gene Ontology annotation, biological process: spliceosomal snRNP assembly; spliceosomal complex assembly. Gene Ontology annotation, cellular component: SMN complex; nucleus; spliceosomal complex. Lineage: Eukaryota; Metazoa; Arthropoda; Insecta; Diptera; Drosophilidae. Bases 74 to 859 code for a protein of 261 amino acids. The transcript has 2 exons.